CGGGCGGAGGGGGCGGGCGCCGCGCUCUCCCCCCGCGGUGACAGUUUCUAGAAGCUCGUCCCGGCGUCCUUUGCGGCCCCAACAUGGAGGAGCUGACGGUGGAAGUGCGCGGCUCCAACGGGGCCUUCUACAAGGGAUUUAUCAAAGAUGUUCAUGAGGACUCCCUCACAGUUGUAUUUGAAAACAAUUGGCAACCAGAACGCCAGGUGCCCUUCAACGAAGUCAGGUUACCACCACCCCCUGAUAUCAAGAAAGAAAUCGGUGAAGGAGAUGAGGUGGAGGUUUAUUCUAGGGCAAAUGACCAAGAACCUUGUGGCUGGUGGCUGGCAAAAGUUCGAAUGAUGAAAGGAGAGUUCUACGUCAUUGAAUACGCUGCUUGUGAUGCCACUUACAAUGAAAUUGUCACUUACGAACGCCUCCGACCUGUGAAUCAGAACAAAACUGUCAAAAAGAACACCUUCUUCAAGUGCACAGUGGAUGUUCCUGAAGACCUGAGAGAUGCGUGUGCUAAUGAAAAUGCACAUAAAGAUUUCAAGAAAGCUGUGGGAGCAUGUAGAAUUUUUUAUCAUGCUGAAACUGCUCAACUAAUAAUACUGUCUGCCAGUGAAGCAACAGUGAAGAGAGUGAACAUCCUCAGUGACAUGCACCUGCGCAGCAUUCGCACCAAGCUCAUGCUGAUGUCGAGAAAUGAGGAAGCUACAAAACACUUGGAGUGCACAAAGCAGCUUGCUGCAGCAUUUCAUGAGGAGUUUGUAGUCAGAGAAGAUUUAAUGGGACUUGCUAUAGGAACACAUGGCAGUAACAUACAGCAAGCCAGAAAGGUUCCAGGAGUUACAACCAUUGAACUUGAGGAGGACACCGGUACUUUCAGAAUCUACGGAGAGACUGCUGAUGCAGUAAAAAAGGCCAGAAGUUACUUGGAAUUUGUGGAGGAUUUUAUUCAAGUUCCCAGAAAUCUUGUUGGAAAAGUUAUUGGAAAAAAUGGAAAAGUGAUUCAGGAGAUUGUAGACAAGUCUGGAGUCGUCAGGGUGAGAAUUGAAGGAGACAAUGAAAAUAAGCUGCCCCGUGAAGACGGAAUGGUACCAUUUGUGUUUGUUGGUACUAAAGAAAGCAUUGGCAAUGUCCAAGUUCUGUUGGAAUAUCACAUCGCAUAUCUAAAGGAGGUGGAACAGCUAAGACUGGAAAGGCUUCAAAUUGAUGAACAGCUGCGCCAGAUUGGGAUGGGCUUCAGGCCUUCCUCGACUCGAGUUCCUGAGAAGGAGAAGGGUUACACCACUGAUGAGAGCACCCUCUCCUCAGUGCAAGGCUCCAGGUCCUACAGCGGGCGGGGCAGAGGCCGCCGAGGCCCCAGUUACACCUCUGGUUAUGGUACAAAUUCUGAGCUCUCUAAUCCCUCUGAAACAGAAUCUGAGAGAAAAGAUGAACUUAGUGACUGGUCCUUGGCAGGAGAAGAUGACAGGGAGAGCAGGCACCAACGUGACAACAGACGCCGUCCUGGGGGACGAGGACGCAGCGUGUCUGGAGGGCGUGGGCGCGGGGCACCUCGUGGUGGAAAGUCAUCCAUUAGCUCUGUGCUUAAAGACCCGGACAGCAACCCUUACAGCUUGCUGGAUAACACGGAGUCAGACCAGACCGUGGACACGGACGCCAGCGAGUCCCACCACAGCAGCAACCGCCGCAGGAGGUCACGCCGGCGAAGGACUGAUGAAGAUGCUGUUCUUAUGGAUGGAAUGACAGAGUCUGAUACAGCUUCUGUUAAUGAGAAUGGUUUAGAUGAUAGUGACAAAAAACCCCAGCGACGCAAUCGUAGCCGCAGGCGUCGCUUCAGGGGUCAGGCAGAAGAUAGACAGCCAGUAACAGUAGCUGAUUAUAUAUCACGAGCUGAAUCUCAGAGUAGACAGAGAAACCCUGCAAAGGAGACAGUAGCCAAAACCAAGAAAGAAACGGCAAAAGAGGCGAUUGAUGAAAACAGCCCUUCUGAAAAGGCAGUGAACGGUCCUGCCACCACCUCUGGGGAUGAGCCUUCUAAACUACAGCACAGCCCUGAUGAAAAGAAAGUCACUGUUCAGGAGGAUGGAAAUAAUCAGGAAGAAGCAGUGCUGAAUGGUGUUUCAUAAACUGAAGUUCCUAGUUUACAGUUCUUUUACAUUACAUUUAAAAUAGUGCUUGUAUAAGCUUGCCAAAGAUAGAAUACGGAUCGCCAGUCUUGACACCGCACUUUCAGUUCCUCCAUUUUGGAAUACAGAAAGGGGAGGGAUCCUGGAGAAAUCAUAUGUUAAACAUACUUUGACACCUACUGUGUUAUAAAUAUAUCAUCAGAUGUGCCUUGAGAUAGUAUAUGUAACAUUUAAAUAAACAAAAUUGCUGGCUAUAGGAAAUGUUAUUUUGUUUUCAAAAUACGGCAAAGAUGUGAGGGGGAUCCCUAACAUAAUACUCUUUAUGAAAGCAUUAGCUGCUUUUGUUACAUUUUUAAUAAUAUGCAACCACUUCUUCACCUGAGGAAUACUAGAAAGAAAUGCAGUCUAAAAUAUUUUGCACUGAAAUGUAAUUUCUCCAUUAGUUUAGUCUGGAAACUGGUCUGUUUUAAUACAUGUUUUUUUAAAUGCUGUAUGUAGAGGAAAAAUCUGCAGACCACUGGAAUGCAUUUGUUAAAUUCUCAUAAUCUGCAGGGAUACUGGGUGACAUUGGCAGUGACUGUUCUACAUUGAGGCUUUGUUUGGUUUAUUUAUUAAACUGUACAGUAUUUAAAAAUCAAACAUAGCUUUAGUUAACACUAAGCUGAAUUAGUCAUGUCCAUUAAGACAUAACCUGAACUACUGAAAAGAUCAAUUUCCAGAAAGUUUAUUCUGUAUAAACUACAUAUGUUAGUCCUUAGUAGAGUAUUUUUAUUUUUGUUUUGGUUGUUUGAUGUGCAAUAUGUUUUUUUGUAUGCUGGUAGUAAAAGAAAAUAAACUUUGAUCUUCCA
Cinclus cinclus is the source of this 2965-nucleotide messenger RNA. RefSeq names its product FMR1 autosomal homolog 1 (gene FXR1). Gene Ontology annotation, molecular function: translation regulator activity; protein homodimerization activity; mRNA 3'-UTR binding. Gene Ontology annotation, cellular component: dendritic spine; nucleus; dendritic filopodium. The coding region runs from base 84 to 2117 and encodes 677 amino acids. Gene Ontology annotation, biological process: regulation of filopodium assembly; positive regulation of protein phosphorylation; regulation of alternative mRNA splicing, via spliceosome. The record is from RefSeq and is a predicted model, not a curated record. NCBI's taxonomy places the organism in Eukaryota, Metazoa, Chordata, Aves, Passeriformes, Cinclidae. The transcript has 17 exons.